AUGGUCCUUUCAAGGCCAAAUGAUCAAAACGUACUAAAGGCGUUCAGCCUGCGAGAAAAGGUCGCGGCUGUGACUGGUGGAGCAAGAGGUAUCGGACUCGAAGUGUCACGAGGGCUAGCUGAAGCUGGUGCAAAUGUGGCAAUGAUUUAUCGAACUUCCAAGGACGCGUCCGUAUUUGCUGCCGAGAUCGCGGAAGCCAACGGUGUCAAAUGCGUUGCCUAUCGAGCCGAAGUCCAGGACGCAAAGGCCAUUGGAAACACCUUGAUUCAGAUUGCAAAGGACUUCGGGAAACUUGACAUCGUGGUUGCAAAUGCUGGUAUUGCCACUCACCAUGCGGCUGAGGAUGUUACCGUGGAACAGUGGCGUGAGAUCAUGAAGGUCAACUUAGAUGGCGCCUUUUGGACAGCACAAGCCGCCGGCAGAAUUUUCAAACAGCAAGGAUUUGGGAAUUUGAUUUUUACAGCAUCUGUGAGCGCCAUUCUGGUGAAUGUUCCUCAAAAACAGGCGGCGUACAACGCAUCGAAGGCUGGUCUGGUCCAAUUGGCCCGAUGCCUUGCCGUCGAAUGGGUUGAUUUCUGCCGUGUAAAUUGUGUGUCACCCGGGUUUAUCGCCACAGAUAUGCUGUCAGUCCAUCCUGAAGAAUGGAGAAAGAAAUGGUUUGGAAUGAUUCCAGCCCAGCGUCUUUGUGAUCCUUAUGAGUUGAAGGGAGCAUAUGUUUUCCUUGCAAGUGACGCCUCAUCAUAUAUGACAGGCGCCAACAUGGUCAUUGACGGAGCUUAUACACUGCCGUAG
Rhinocladiella mackenziei CBS 650.93 is the source of this 792-nucleotide messenger RNA. RefSeq lists its product as uncharacterized. Gene Ontology annotation, molecular function: oxidoreductase activity, acting on NAD(P)H, oxygen as acceptor. The record is from RefSeq and is a predicted model, not a curated record. Lineage: Eukaryota; Fungi; Ascomycota; Eurotiomycetes; Chaetothyriales; Herpotrichiellaceae. The transcript is spliced from 2 exons. Gene Ontology annotation, cellular component: intracellular anatomical structure. Bases 1 to 792 code for a protein of 263 amino acids.